CGAAUCAGAGCGGUAGUAAACUCAAAACAGUAAGUUACAGUAACAGAGUUGGGAACAAAAGAAGCUUGGUGAGCUCUGUGAUUGGAUUUUUCUUCUCGAAAUGCACCCUGGGAGUCGUAGUUUACACAUGCUUGUACUUUCCACUUUUUCUCAAAGAACCAGGUAUUUUCUAACGCAGUUCUGGAUCUUUUCUACUAAGGAGUUAGCGUUAACAGGGAGAGUUUCAUGCUGAUGCAAGCCGUAGAAGGACUCCAACGAUUGUCCUUUUACCUGGUGGGAGAAGGGGUUUUAUUCCGAGUCCCUGACAUCGGUGCCCUGCAGACCCACCUGUGUGUCACCUGGGAUUCCAGCUCAGGUGCGGCCGCUCUCUUCAUGGAUGGGAGGAAAAGCUUGACCAAAAUUUACAAGAAGGGUCACACAGUCCAACCCGGAGGCAAGGUUAUCAUCGGACAAGAUCCUGAUAAUUACUUGGGUUCAUUUGAUGCCAAGCAGAGUUUUGUUGGGGAGAUCGGUGAUAUUAAUAUGUGGGACUCCGUCCUCUCAGACCGCAUGAUCCAAGACAUGUUCUCUGGGAAGACAGUACCAACAGGAAAUGUUUUCGACUGGGAAACCAUAGAGCAAGACAAACAAACAAUAAAUAACAGUGUAUACUAUGAUACUUGA
This is a messenger RNA of Perca flavescens (yellow perch), 663 nucleotides long. Its product is annotated as pentraxin fusion protein-like. The transcript has 2 exons. NCBI's taxonomy places the organism in Eukaryota, Metazoa, Chordata, Actinopteri, Perciformes, Percidae. The coding region runs from base 226 to 663 and encodes 145 amino acids. The record is from RefSeq and is a predicted model, not a curated record.